UGGUGCGAUAAGCAUGAACCUAGCCUCUAAUUCCAGUGCAGUUUCCAUUGAGUGUAUAUAUAUAUGUAUAUAUAAACACGUUGUUUUAUAUGUUUAAUCCAUAAGUUCCUGCAAAACAUCAUUCUGUAAAUCCCCUGAAAUAACAACUCUUACCGAUCCUCUCCAUGGCUCUAUCUCCUCAAAAAAUUAUCGUAGAAGAUCGUCAAGUUCCCCUCGAUGCUACAUCCGAUCCACCUGCUCUGUUCGACGGUACCACGAGGUUGUACAUGACCUACACCUGCCCAUUUGCACAACGUGUUUGGAUUACCAGAAACCUCAAGGGUCUGCAAGAGGAGAUCAAAUUAGUUCCUAUAGACCUUUUUAAUAGGCCAGCUUGGUACAAGGAGAUAGUAAAUCCUGCUAACAAGGUGCCGGCCCUUGAACAUGAUGGGAAAAUCAUAGGGGAGAGUCUUGAUUUAAUCAAAUAUGUCGAUAGCAACUUCAACGGGCCUUCACUUUAUCCCGAGGAUCCUGCGAAGAGAGAGUUUGGCGAAGACUUGUUGAAAUAUGUUGAUGCAACAUUCGUAAAAACCGUGUUUGGCUCUUUCAAAGGUGACCCAGUUAAGGAAACAGCAUCGGUCUUUGAUCACGUGGAAAAUGCUUUGAAGAAGUUUGAUGAUGGUCCAUUCUUCCUCGGCGAGCUUAGUCUGGUUGAUAUAGCAUAUCUACCAUUUAUCGAACGAUUUCAAGUCUUCCUGGACGAAGUUUUUAAAUACGAAAUUAUAAUCGGACGUCCGAACCUAGCUACUUGGAUUGAGAAAAUGAAUAAGAUGAUUGCAUAUACGCAGACGAAAACCGACUCGGAUUAUACCGUUAACUAUUUCAAGAAGUUCAUGUAAAAGUACCAAAUCAAGUGGACCGUGUCGUGGGUAACGAUGCCAUGGUGGCUUAUAAAGAAGAAAGAUUACUCCCUCUUGAGAGUGCAUGUUACAAAUAUCUGGAUUUGGUAUUGUUAGUUUGAUAUAUAUAAUAUAAUAAGAAAGAUUUGGUUAUUGUAUUUACCUGUUACUUUUAAGUUUAAACAAAAGAGAGAGACAUGGUUACUUCUGGU
This is a messenger RNA of Camelina sativa (false flax), 1090 nucleotides long. RefSeq names its product glutathione S-transferase L1. Gene Ontology annotation, biological process: protein glutathionylation. The record is from RefSeq and is a predicted model, not a curated record. Gene Ontology annotation, molecular function: glutathione transferase activity. NCBI's taxonomy places the organism in Eukaryota, Viridiplantae, Streptophyta, Magnoliopsida, Brassicales, Brassicaceae.